AAGCACUUCAGGGCACCGAGGAGGGUUCCUCGUUCAGUAGGAUCAGCACAUCGGUCACAUUUACACCAGAAAUGUUUUGUUUUAUAAAGCGAGUCCCUACGCGGUGGUUCGACAACCUGACCAGUCUCUGUAACAACUUCAACUACGUGGACGUUUAUGUGAUUAUGGAAAAAUAAUCUAAAUGCCCAAUACACACCAGUAUCACCUCGCGAACAUUUUUCACGGUGCCUGACGGUGCAGUGAUCAAAGAAAGUGGUUGCCCCAGAAUGCAAACCUUGUUUGAGGAUCUCGAAGAUGAGUGUCCGUGGUAUUAUUUCGACAGUUCUUACAAAGUGUUACUGGGAGCUUGCCUUUUUAUAUUCGGUGUGUUCGGGGUGCUGCUCAAUGGUUGGCUUUUUGCCACAUUCAUCCACAGUCACCUGCUCAUAUUCAGGAGUCAUAUUCUGGUACUUAAUCUGUGCACAGCAUCACUUGGCAGAAAUCUUGUCGGAUUUCCAUUUGCCGGAUCAUCGGCUAUAGCGAAAAGAUGGCUCUUUGGUCCUUCGUGCUGUCAACUAUUUGCAUUUCUGAAUCAAUUCUUUGGUGUCUUUCAAAUGACUGCCUUGUUCGUGGCAGUUUUGGAGCGAUAUUUAUUAGCAAAGUACUUCAGACGUGAAAGAUUUCUCUGUACGCGAAUGUAUUGGUCUUUCGUUGGCCUCAGUUGGUUUAAUUCAUUUAUUUUCGCCAUUCCCCCUUUGUUUGGCUAUGGGAAGUACUCAUGUGAUUCAACCGGAACUACUUGCACAUUUCUUUGGCCAUCAUCGACUUCUGGAGCCAAACACAUAGGCUUCAGUAUACCUUACAUUCUUGUGUGUGGAGUCAUACCAGUCGUCGCUAUAUUUAAUUACAUGGGAAAAGCUGUUCGGUUAGAAAGAAUAUUCUACAAAGGCGAGCAGCAAAAGGAGCAAACGAAGCUUACGCAGACUCUGCAUGCAGUGUCCAUUAGUACGUUGGCGUUUUGGAUACCUGCUGCCGUUUUGGUUGGUUACCAGUGGUUACCAUUACUCAUAUACGGAUACAGACCACAUGUGCCAUCUGCUUUGGCGGUGAUCGCACCUAUCGCCUCGGAGGCAGCCACAAGUAUUCCAGUACUUUGUUUCAUUGCCGGUGAUGAGAGGCUCCGCGCCGCACUUCUUGGACGCAUGCGCAGAAAUUACGCCUUGCUUCAACCUGAGCAGGCCAAACGGUACAACAACUUACUUUAGCAAGAUGAAGGAAGAGGAACGUCCUUGCAUGCCUGAUGCCUGUAGGGCCCCGCUGGAGAUAUUCUAAAUGAUGUCCCCCCAAGAAAUGAUCAGCAGCAAUACAAUUCAUGAUGCUAUAAGAGAAUUGUGUACACAUUUGAAAUGUAUAUCCCUACGCUUAUAAUAAAAGUUUAAGUUACAAA
This is a messenger RNA of Helicoverpa zea (corn earworm), 1426 nucleotides long. Its product is annotated as visual pigment-like receptor peropsin. Gene Ontology annotation, cellular component: photoreceptor outer segment; membrane. Lineage: Eukaryota; Metazoa; Arthropoda; Insecta; Lepidoptera; Noctuidae. The transcript has 8 exons. Gene Ontology annotation, molecular function: G protein-coupled receptor activity. Bases 267 to 1244 code for a protein of 325 amino acids. Gene Ontology annotation, biological process: G protein-coupled receptor signaling pathway. The record is from RefSeq and is a predicted model, not a curated record.